GCGCGUUAUUGUAGAAUCAACUUAGUAGUUACGGAAUUUUUUUUCAUGCAUACGUAGCCUAAUAUUGACAUACUUAUGUUAUGCUACAGGUUUCUUCUGCUUUUAAUAAAAAAUAUAAAAUGUAUUCAAGAAACUGUCAUACAAAAAUUGCUAAAAAAAGAUAUCUUGGCAGAGAAGAAAACAUCCAAAAGUCUGUAAUGAGAAUUAUAAAAAAAAAGUUCUUCUGUUUACUAUCCAGGUCAGUUUUGAAGGUUAUAUGAUUUUUGAUAUGAGACUUCUUUUUACAAUUCUUGAAAAUAAUUUAGUGUGUAAAUGUGGUGGAAAUAUCAAAAUGUAUGAAGAAAGUUGUAGUGUAUUAGGUGGAAAGUAUAGUAUUUCUUGUGAUAAGUGUAAACAUGACACUUUUUUUUUAAUUGCAAUAAAAUUGGUAAAAAAUCAAAUAUUUAUGAACUAAACAGACGUAGUGUUCUUGCCAUGAGAAUAGUUGGGGGUGGCCUUGAAAUCCCCAGAAGUUUUUGUGGAGUGAUGGAUUUUCCUGCUCCAGUGCAAAACUCAAGUUUUACUAAAAUCAGAAAACAGCUAUUAAACGUUACCUGUGAUGUUGCUCAUAAAUUCAUGUCUGAUGCCGUUGAAGAGGAAAUCAAACUUACUCAAAAUUCAAGCAAAGAAACUGUUGAAGUUGAUGAUUCCAAUCAAGAAGCUAUUCAUCGAUUGAGUAUCGAAAAUUUAGAACAGGAAGAUAUGUCAGAGAAUGAAUCGGAGUUGACAAAUACUCCAGACGAAGUUGUAGCUUCUACACGAAACAUAGGUGUUCAAGGUGAUGGUACAUGGCAGCGUCGAGGUCAUAGAUCUUACAAUGGUGUUUUUACAAGUAUUGGACAAGAAAGUGGAAAAAUCCUUGAUAUUGAUGUGCUUUCCUCAUACUGUUUACAGUGCAAUUUAUAUGAAAAAAUUCAUGGAUCUGAAGGGACUCCAGAAUGGCAAGAAUGGUUUAGUGCGCACUUACCAUCGUGCACUAAAAAUCAUAUUGGCUCAUCCGGAUCAAUGGAAUCUUCAGCCAUUGUGGAUAUUUUCCGUCGCUCAGUAGAAAAGUAUGAUGUAAAAUAUGUAUCUUACUUGGGCGAUGGAGAUUUUUCAACAUUCUCAAAAAUUUUGGAAGCAAAGCCGUAUGGUAAUCACGUAGUAGUUACGAAGAAAGAGUGUUGUGGCCACGUGCAGAAACGUUUUGGCAAGCAACUCAGAACAUUAAAAGAAAAAAUUAAAUCAAAGAUUCUUUCCGAUAGAAAGAAAAUUGGUGGAAAAGGACGAUAAACUAAUAAACGAACUACAAACAUAUUAUGGAAAUGCUAUCAGAGGAAAUUCUGAUUCUUUAGAAAACAUGACCAGAGCAAUUUAGGUCAUUUUUUUCAUAAAGGUUCGACUGAUGAAAAUCUCCAACAUAUGUACUGUACUACUGGAUCCGGAUCUUGGUGCAAAUAUCAAAAGGCAUUAGCAGAAGGUAAAGAACAAGAUUAUGUCCAUCCUCCAGCAAUAACAAAAGCAAUUUUAGAUGAAAUUGAAGAUGUGUUUAAAAAACUGUCUGAGCCGGAGUUUCUUAGAAAAUGUUUAGGUGAACAGACGCAGAAUGCUAACGAGUCCUUCAAUAAUGUUUUAUGGAAUAUCGCACCAAAGACUGAUUUUGUUGGACUUGAAACAUUAGAAAUAUCAGCAUAUAUAACGUGCAUUAUGUUUUCGACUGGCUGGAAAGGAUUAUUAUUUCUCAUGUCUAACCUUGAUAUUGAACCUGGCAAAAAUGCAUUAUCUGCUGCAGUGAUAAAGGACCAAUUACGUAUCAAGGAAGCUGAAAAACAAACAGAAAUGAAUUCAAAAGAAGCACGAAGAUUGAGAAGGCAAUUGAAUAUUCCCACUGCUGAUAAUGAAUAUGCCAGUGGCGGAUACUGAAAUUUUAUUUUAAUUAUUUGGCUUGGCGUAUUCAGAGGUCUAAUAAGUAUUGAGACGCAGUCAGAUAAUUAAAAGUAUUAUGAGAAGUUAUCAAAAAAGUAUUGAACUAUACCAGUCGCUAUUAGUAGUCUCAGUCAGUGAUGAACACAAAAGUUUGCAAAAGUGUAAAAAAGUGAAUAAUGUGAUAUAUAUUGAACAAAAAUGUAAUAUUAAUAAAAAAAUAGUAAAAAUACUUAUAACUGUGAUAUUUAAUGUUAUUUGACAAAGGUAAUAUUGAGAUGAUUAAGUAUUGUUCAUUGACCGCAAGAUUCAAGCGUACUGAAGCAUCGUAUUACAACAAAUCAAUGGUUAUUUUGUUCGUUGUGAGUGUUCUCAUGGUCCG
This is a messenger RNA of Nasonia vitripennis (jewel wasp), 2323 nucleotides long. RefSeq lists its product as uncharacterized. The coding region runs from base 475 to 1311 and encodes 278 amino acids. NCBI's taxonomy places the organism in Eukaryota, Metazoa, Arthropoda, Insecta, Hymenoptera, Pteromalidae. The transcript is spliced from 2 exons. The record is from RefSeq and is a predicted model, not a curated record.